This is a messenger RNA of Condylostylus longicornis, 4623 nucleotides long. It is a transcript of the gene Sap47, whose product is annotated as synapse-associated protein of 47 kDa. NCBI's taxonomy places the organism in Eukaryota, Metazoa, Arthropoda, Insecta, Diptera, Dolichopodidae. The coding region runs from base 463 to 2049 and encodes 528 amino acids. The record is from RefSeq and is a predicted model, not a curated record. Gene Ontology annotation, cellular component: cytoplasm; synapse. The transcript has 8 exons.
UGUCAAGCUAAAUCCGCAGUACAGAAGGAGAGUUUCGUCAUUUUGUUAGGAUAACAGAAGGAAAAAUUCCUUAAAAUAAAAUUAUCAAAAUAUAUCAUUGAUAUAUUAAUUUUGGUUCUCUGUAUUGAUUUUAUAUUCAGUUGAUUUUUACAAUUUGGCAUUUAAAAUUAUUUUUGUAUUAAUUAAAAUCGCGUACGCGUAAUUACUUGAAUGAUUCUUUGUAGUGUUGGCAAAGAAUAAUAAAAAAAUUUUUUGGAAAAAUCUAUAUUGUAUAAAGUGACAAGAGAGAAAAAAAGAAUCCUUUUAAUACAUAUUGUGUGUACAUAAGUGUAUAUCAAUUAUUUUAUCUAUAUACUAUCUAGUUGCAUAAUAGUUGGAGAUUAUUUUAAUUAGGAAACAAUUUGAUCAAAAAAGUUUUUUGUAAAAUUUUUAGAAAUAUUAAAUCUCUGAAUUAAGGUAAUUAUGUUUUCGGGAUUAACAAAUCAAGUUAGUUCAUGGAUGGGCGCUGUAAAAGGCGAACCACACGAUGAAGAGGUACCACCACCACCACCUGGAUCAGAAAAUACAGCUCCUGCUGCUCCAGAACCUGCAGCAGCACCAGCUCCUGCAGCAGCAGCAGUAGGAGGAGAACCGCCUGUUGAAGGUGAAGAGGAUAAAAAAAGUGGUGGUAUGUUCUCUAAUGUUAAGGGUUGGUUAGGUAGUGCCUCUGCAUCAAUUCCAUCUAUGCCUGCAAUGCCAGCUAUGCCAUCAAUGCCAGCAAUGCCAUCAAUGCCAGCGAUGCCAUCAAUGCCAUCAAUUCCUGUUCACAUUCCUGGAUUAGGAAAAGGUCAUGAAGAAGGAGCAGAGAACGCUGGUGCUGAACCGGCAGGUACUGGUGAAGAAGAAGACAAAUCGAGGUACAUUAGUGCCACAGAAGGUGCGGACUCUCAUACAGCAUCUGGAGAUGAAGCAUUAGGAGAAGAAGGCAAAAUUGGUCAUGUGACAACAAAAGUAACAGAAGGUGCCAAACAUUUCGGAUCAUUCUUAUAUUCAUCUGCUGCUAAGCUUGGUUCUAAGGUUAAAGAAACUGCAAAAGCUGCUCCAAUUUUGGAUACAUUUAAUAAAGAACAAGAUGCAUUCAUUAAAAGUCAACAGAAACCUGGUGAAGGUACUCUACCAUGGGUUGGACGUUCUAGUUCAGAAAAAGUUAAAGAAGAAAUAUUUGCAUUAUCACAAGAUCGACGUAACUUUGUUCGAGCACCGCCAGCAGGUGUUGAUUUUGAAUUCAGUUAUGAAACAGCAUAUCCUACUGCCACUUUAAUAAUGGCGGAAGAUCCAGCUUUGGAAAAAAUGCGUUUUGAACUUGUACCUAAAAUAAUUACUGAAGAACAAUUUUGGAGAAAUUACUUUUACCGUGUAUCACUAAUUUGUCAAGCAGCUGAUUUAGGAACAUUGGGUAAUGAUGGAGGGCUAGGACAAGCCUCAAGUGAGGACGUAAAAAAUUUAAAAACCGAAACAAAUUCCAAUUCGGAGAAACGCUCACAUUUAACAAAUGAGACUGAAAAUGAAAUGAAAAAUAAAAAUUUAUGCAAUGACGUCAUUGAUGAUGUUGAUGAUGAUAGCAAUAUAAAAACAAAGCGGCUUCAACCGAUUGAUUCCGAAUUUGUUUCGGAUACUUUUCAAACUACAGAAACUCAGUUGGAAGAGGUUAAAGCUGGAAUGCGUGUACUUGGUAUCGAUAGUAUGACCCAACUAGAUACUGAAGAACAAUGGGAAAAGGAUCUUGAAGCUGAAUUACAGGAAUAUGAAGUUGUUAAUAGUGGUGCAUCAGGAGGAGGUGGUGGAGGUGAUAGCGGAGGUGGAGGUGGAAGUAGUAGCGGUGUAAUACGUAAACGUAAUAGUAACAACAGUGGCAGUGGUACUAGUACUCGUAUCAAUGAUGGUGAAGACGAUGAAGACGGAGAAGGCCAAUUAACAAUAGCAACAACAAAUUUUAGAAAUAGAAGUCCAUCAAAUAAUGAUUGGGAACAAUACGCCGACCUCAUUGAUGAAACCGAUGAUUUAAAGUAAUUAAGAGCUUAUAUCGUAGUUUUUUCUAAGUUAAUUAUAUUAUGAUUUUUGAUUAAAAUUUUUCAAAGUAUUGUUUAUUUAUGUAAAAAGCAUAAUAUAACAAAACAUGCGAAAAUUUUAAUCAAACUUAAUUAUAUUUUGUUAUAGUUAUUAUCCAUUUAGUAAGUAAGAAACAGAAUAAAAAAAAAAUCUCAUCUAAAACAAUUUUUAAUAAUUUUUAUAAAUUAUUUAAAUUUUUACAUGACUAUUUUUAUUUUUGUUUUAAAUUAUAAAAUAUAUACAUAUAUAAUAAAACCGAAUUCAAUAAUAAUAAUAUUAAAUAAAAAGCAAAAUAUUAAAUAUAAAAGUACGAAAAAUAUUAAAAAAUCUUUUUUCUUUUCGAAAUAAAGAAAAAAAAAACCCCGUUUAUUUAUGUAUAGUGAUGUUUCUUCUAAUUAAAAAAUAUUGAAGUUACAAAGUACAUACAUACGUACAUUGCUUUUCAGCAUUUUAUUAUAGAAAAUUUCAUUUUCCAAUUUUAAAGCACAUGUUAUGCAGUUUUCCCACCUUUACUCUUAAUAUUUCGCUUCAUAUUCUGCAUUUUAUACCUUGUUAAAAUUGUUUUCAACCCAAUUAAUUGCAUUUUCCAUUCUAAUUAUAAUUAUUUUCAAGUUUUCAUUCCAAUUUAUUAAAUUUCUACCGUUCAUAAAAGUAUAACCAUGUAUUUCUAAUUUUUAUUGCAAUAUUAAUCUUGAUAAUUAUUAAUAUAUUUAUUAUUAUACAUUGCAUAUGUACUUAUAACUUCAUCUCUAAAUGUAAUAAUGUAAUAUUCAACUUGUUAUGAAAUAAAAUAUUUAUUAUAGCAAUUUUAAGAAUACUUUGAAGUUUUUUGCUCGUUUCAUUUCAUAAAUAAAUUACUUGCAUAUUUUGAUUACAUUUUGUAAUCUUUUUUCCCUUUGUAUAAAAGAGGAUGAAAAUUAUUUCAGAAUGCAAUUUAAAUAUAUUUAAUACAAGUAAUAAUAAUAUACAAAACUAGGAAAUUUUUCACGCGUAUAGCAAUGAAAUAACUUCAAAGAAUUUCUUAAAAUAAUAAAAAAUAUAUGGAAAUUAAAAAUUUUUAAAUCGUGUUUCUUUUUUAUUUUGAAUUUUAAUUUAUUUUCUAACUAAUUCUAAAAUAAAUAUUUCAUAUUCUGUAAGUCGCCACACUUGACGUGAUAGGCUGUUAUUCAAGAAUAUUAUAAUUUUUGGUAAUCCUGAAUACUGAAAAACAAUUAAAAUUCUUUUCAAUAAUAACCCAUCCCUGAAGUGAAUGCGACUAACAGAAUAUGGAUGAUUUUUUUUUCAUAAUUAUCAUUUUUAUUUAAAAAAAAUAAGUAGAAACGAUAAUACAAAGCAAAAAUAAAUGAGUUUCCUAUCUUAAUGAUAAAAAUUGAGUAACCAUUAAAUAAUUAACAACAAAACGAUUCAAAUGUACGGCGUAAAAAAUUAUAUAAAAAAUAAUUAAAACAAAAUCUUUUUCCACUUGUUCGGUAACACGUAAGAUACGUUCAAAAAAAAAAUAAUUAUAAAAAUUUUAUUAAAUAUAAAAAAAAAUAUUUAUAAAUAUUAAAAAUAAAUAAAUUAAUUAAAAAAAAACAAAAAAAAAAUCAUAUAUAAAGGAGAAUAAUAUUAGCUAAUUUAUUAAAAAUUAAAAAUAAUUAUAAAUAACAAGCAAAAAUGAGGGAAACUAUAUAAUGUAAAAUAUAAAAUUACAAAAAAAAAAAAGAAAUUUUUAAAAAUCUUGUAUUAUAAUAUAAACAAAAAAAAAUAAAUGAAAAUAUACAAAACUUAUUACUACCAUUAUUUAUUAAUAAAAAACAACAAAAACAAUUAUCAUUAAUAUUUACAUAUAUACAUAUAUAUGUAUAUAUAUAUAUAAAUUUAUAAAUUAAUGUAAUUAAAAAGAGAAAGAUAUGUAUUUGUAAAUAAGUAAAAAAAAAACAAAAUAUAUAAUAAAAACUUUUAUUUUAAAAAUAUUUUUAGAAAUUUGUAUAUUUUUUCUACUUACUUAAUUUUAUUAAAUUUAUUUUAAAAUUAUAAUUUUUUUAUUUAUACCCUUGCACUCAUUUUUGUUGUUUUUUUUUCUUUAUAUAUAUAAAACCUUUUACAAUUGCCACUAACUUUCAAAUAUAUAACAAUUUUCAACUAAAAAUUUAAAUUUAUUACAAAAAAAAAAAAAACAGUUUUAAUAUAGAAUACUUUAAUGAACCUGUUAAAAAAAGUAAAAAUAAAUAAGAAAAAAGAAAUUAUAUUUUUAAAAUUAAUAAAAAUGAACACAUAUACAUAAAAACUUUCACUUUGACUUCACAUAUACGUAGAUUUUCUAAAGUGUCAUUAUAUUUUUAUGUUUUAUUUUUAUGUUUUCAAUAUUUUUAAAUCAAACAUUAUUAAUUUUUAUUUACAAUUUAACUAUUUCUUUAACUUUAAGGUCGCGCAAAAUAAGCAAAAAAAAUAAAAUGUAUCUGUAUAAGCAAUAAAUAAAAUAUUUGCAAUAGAAACUUUUUUUAAGCGAAAAAAAAUUCGGUAAAUUUUGUCUUGGUGGUGCUAAAAGGCAAA